ACUCUUUUGGAAUCACCUCGUUUUCUCGGUUCUGCUUCUAUUUGGUUUGCUGUCAUCAGGAGGAAUUCCUUGAGACUUUCCCCAAAAGGACCCUAUACUCCCCCCACAGGACUGCACUGUAAAGAGGUUUAGGGUGGUUUUUUUCCUUCAAAACUGUGGGGAAAAAUGAACGGCCCAGUAGAUUCAAGCCCACUCUUCAAUUGCUCAAAUCAAUCAAAUUUUGCUCUGGAAACGUCAGAGCAAUGUGGCAAAGAGACACACAUGGAGAACAUCCUUUUUGCCACUUUCUACUUCCUGGACUUCAUCCUGGCUUUUGCUGGCAAUGCCCUGGCUCUUUGGCUCUUCCUUCGGGACCAGAAGUCAGGCACACCCGCCAACAUUUUCCUGAUGCAUCUUGCUGUGGCUGACCUGUCCUUUGUGCUGGUACUUCCCACCCGGCUGGUGUACCAUUUUUCUGGUAACCACUGGCCAUUUGGUGAGAUCCCUUGCAGACUCACCGGCUUCCUUUUUUACCUCAACAUGUAUGCCAGCAUCUACUUCCUUAUGUGCAUCAGCAUCGACCGUUUCCUGGCCAUUGUGCACCCCGUGAAGUCCAUCAAGCUCCGCAGGUCCCGGUAUGCCCACGUGGCAUGUGCCUUUCUGUGGGUCAUUGUUGGGGUGGCAAUGGCACCUCUGCUGCUCAGUGUGCAGACAGUCCAGAUGGAAAACACAACCGUCUGCCUGCAGUUAUACAGAGAAAAGGCCUCACGUCACGCCCUCGUGUCCUUGGCAGUGGCGUUCACCUUCCCCUUUGUUACCACAGUGACUUGCUACUUACUCAUCAUCCGAAGCCUGAAGAGUGGGAACAGAGUUGAGAAACACCUGAAGGAAAAAGCUGUCAAAAUGAUCAUCAUGGUCCUGAUGAUCUUUCUGAUUUGCUUUGUACCUUAUCACGUCAAUCGCUACAUUUACAUUCUCCAUUACAACGGCACCAAAACUUCCUGUGAGACACAGCGAAUCCUGGCCCUCAGCAACCGUGUCACCUCCUGCCUCACCAGUCUCAACGGGGCCUUCGACCCAGUCAUGUAUUUUUUCGUAGCUGAGAAAUUCCGAGAGGCUUUGUGCAACCUGUUCUGCAUUAAAAAGACUGUAAUGCUGCCUCAAACAUACGAGGGUAAGACAAAUGAAAGCUCGCUAAGUGCUAAAUCUGAACUGUGAACGUGACUCUUGUCACUGCUUUGACUUAAGGACACUCACUUCCACCAAAAGCAGCUGAGAGCACAAAUAGCUGGUGAGACAGUCCACACAGAGUCAAACUCAGCCCGAGAAGGGAAGUUCUGUUGGUUUUGUGGGACUGCAAUUAGCAAGAACUCCUCUGACAACAGAGAUCACAUCUGCUUGUCUUACUGAAACUGCAAACAGAAGGACACUUCUACUGAUUUCCAAGAUGUGAAACUGAGGGUUGAGCACUUAGGAACAGGGAAAGGGGCAAAGAGGAAAAUGGACCUUUUUUUUUUUUUUUUCAAAGAACUUAAUCCCAAAGCACUCAGUAACGACUCUUCUGCACAAUGCAUACAGCCUUCUCUAAAAUUUCAUAUUGUGCCAGCAGUAGAGAUCCACUCCUGAGACAGACCUGCCUGAGGAGAAAACAACACCCUAGCACAUCUUGCCCAAGUCUCCAAAUUCAAAGCAUUUAUACAUAGUAGAGAGAAAACUGGUACUAAAUGGUGACAAGAAAAAAAAAAAACAAAAACCACCAAAUGCUGCAGUGAACCUAGCCUGGACUGGAAUUAAGACAGGCCUUACAAUGUGGGGGUUUUUAAUUUUUCCCACCAUUCAGAGCUGGAGAUGAGCACAAAACUUCUCACUACCUUCGCUAUCUGCACUCUGCCAUUGUCUCAAAGCUGCAGACAGAGGUUGGACAACAUUAAUACACUGUCUCUUUUAUGCAGUUCCCUGCAAAACCCCAGAUAUCCUGAUAACCCUCAAACUGAGGAGUGGAAAAGGGCUGUUUGGGAAUACAGCAUUCAUGUUUGCUACAUACUGAAUUGUAAAAAAUAUGAACCCAAAUGGCAGAAGUGAAGAAAAGUAAGUGCUUGAAGAAGUGAAGUCUACUUGGUCCAGAAGAGACUCGUAUCUUUAAAAUGGUUUUACAACUUUUUUGUGACUUAUCUAGCAAGACUAUUCCUUCCCUGUGGAUAACGCAGGGAUUAUCUUUAUUUUCACUAAUACAAACUGCAUCAUGUAGAAUAUGCUUGGAACUGACAAGCAGACUAGAGAAGACCAGGUACAAUAAGAAGGGUGAAAAAGAAUGCAACAGUUUCCAAUAAUAUUUACUAGAAGACUGCUUCAAUGCUAUGGAGAUAAAUAUUUUAGGAAAUCAUAUGAGAGGUGAAAUACAUUUUUAUAAGCUCUUUACCACCGUAGAUUCGGCCCACAAAUUAUGAAAUCAAACAUACUUUUAUCUUGCUUGAACUGCUUCAAUCCUAACUGCUUUCCCAAAACAUCUUAAGUGCUAUCCCAACAGCCCAUUCUAACAAGCUUAGGUGUCAAAGAAAAAUCAAUGAUGCCCAGCUCCAACUGGCACGAAGGCACAGCAGUUGCAUACAGAAUGGAAGGGAAGAGGGAGUUGAGAGGACUCCCUGCUGGACUGGAUACAAGUAUAUAACCUUUCCUUUCUUUCUUCACCAUUUAGCUAGUGAAAAUAUAAACUCUAGGAUAAACUACUAGGCUUUGCUCAUGACAUAUGAAAGCCUAAAUAAACUAUGAAUCGUGCACUGUCUGCUAACUGCUGGAUUGUUUUAUUUUCCUAUCAUGGAAUGGUUUUGUAUAAG
Molecule: messenger RNA, 2813 nt
Organism: Corapipo altera (White-ruffed manakin)
Lineage: Eukaryota; Metazoa; Chordata; Aves; Passeriformes; Pipridae
Gene: GPR17
Product: G protein-coupled receptor 17
Exons: 2
Coding region: 166-1197 (343 amino acids)
Biological process (GO): phospholipase C-activating G protein-coupled receptor signaling pathway; positive regulation of Rho protein signal transduction
Cellular component (GO): membrane
Molecular function (GO): G protein-coupled receptor activity
Source: RefSeq, a predicted model, not a curated record